AUGUCCAUUCCAUCAGCGCCAAAGAUCGAACUGAUAGAGGCGACAGAGACAGAAAUACAGGUCCAAUUCAAAGCGGAAGCAGGUCACAGCAACUACGAAUUGCAAUGGAAAGAAGUCCAACAACCAUGGGAUUCCGCCGGGACAGAGCCUGUGGUGGCACAAAAUGGAAAAACCAAGGCCGUUGCCACCAAUUUGAAUCCAGGUACCAGUUAUUGCAUUCGAUUGGUGAUUGUGGCCGGGGACAAAAUAUCCAAAGGACCACCAGGACCUGAAUUGAUUAUUGAUACCGAACAAGUAGGAUGCACUCCCAAACAAAGUAGUGUAUGUCUGAUACUGUGA
Messenger RNA from Seminavis robusta, 339 nucleotides. The record is from the annotation of a GenBank genome assembly. NCBI's taxonomy places the organism in Eukaryota, Bacillariophyta, Bacillariophyceae, Naviculales, Naviculaceae.